Messenger RNA from Soboliphyme baturini, 888 nucleotides. The record is from the annotation of a GenBank genome assembly. NCBI's taxonomy places the organism in Eukaryota, Metazoa, Nematoda, Enoplea, Dioctophymatida, Soboliphymatidae.
AUGACCUCUUUCUCAUGGAACGAUCUCACAACUGUAUUCAUCGUAAUUUUGAUGACGCUCUCUGCCGUCACCAACUUCUUGCUUGUCAUCGACAUUUUGGUCAGCUCACGACUGAGGAAUAUCGUUUUUAAUGUGUGCGUCGGUAACCUGGCACUGAUCAAUGUGAUGCAAAGCGUCACCAUAGCGAUUUUCAGCGUGUCGCACCUGGUGGGUCAUCAGUGGCUGUUGAACCCCAUCGUUUGUUCAUGGAACUGUUGGCUUUCCUCAGUACUCGAUGCCGAAACGAUCUUCGCCGUGACUCUGAUGACCGUCGACCGCGCAAUCGUCGCCUUAUCCCCCAGACUGUACGACAGCCACAUGAGCUUCUGCCGCCUAGCUGUGAUGCUUGCUGCGAUUUGGACUAUAGGUAUCACGUUCUUUGCCCCCGUUAUCUUCAAUGACUUUCGAUCCCGAUUUCACCCUGUCAGCCUCUCCUGCGUGAUGUACGGCAUCCUGUGCACCUGCUUCCCGUUGGUGAUUACGUUCUUUGCGAUGGCUAUCAUCCUGUUGAGGAUACACCAGUUCCGAAGAAGGCUGAGAAAAAUCAAACGCAACAAAAUCAAAGCUUCUACUCAUCAGCUCAAAGACUUUUAUGAACAGGCCCGUCGAGGAAUCUACAGUCUGCUAGUGUUCUGUGCUUUUUUCGUCCUGCAUGGCCCAUAUUUGACGUUCGAACUACUGAGUCACAUCAUGAGUGAUGUUGAGAUCGGUACCACUUAUUUGGAAGACAUCACCGUCACGUGGAUAAAAACUAUAUUUCUGCUUAUUUUUCCAUUUUUGUCGUUUUUCCUAUACUCCGACAUCAGAGCUGAAUUCAAAAACCUGCUUUGCAUUGACAACGAAGGAUGA